AUGGCAAUUUCUCCAGAAGAUGAUGAAUAUGAUUUCGCUGAUAUCUUUCCUACAUGUAAAUAUGAGUUUGAUAGCGAGACAAAAAAUUUGGAUACAGAAUAUGUAAUGGAUUGCUUCAGUAUAAGUCGACAACUUCAUAAUGAUGGGGAAAAUAAAUUCUUAAAACCCUGUCAUAAACUUAUUCACUAUUUAAAAUAUAUUAAAAAAGAAUCUCGUGAUGGUAGACAUAUACAAAACUGUAAAUACUUUAGCUACAUGUUAAAGAGUGAACUGCGAAAUUUUGAUAAUUCUUGUAAAGAAACAAAGGAUUGCUACAACACAAUGAUUAGUGCAUACUCGAAGGAUUCUGAUGGAAUUGAUGUAUGUAAGGAGAACAUAGAAGAAAUUAAUGAAAAAACAUUAGAAAAAUUCCAAAAACUAAAUUCUUUAUAUGAUAUUUAUUAUGAAUUUAUGAACGCCAAAGAGGAGGAUGGUAGUACUAAAUGUGAUUUAGGUAAAACUUGUAGUGUACAAUAUUAUACUCACAUAAAUAUAUGCGAUAAACAUAGUAAUAUAGGUUUCUGUAUGGCUUUAGAUAAAUUCAAGGAUGGAUAUAAUGCCUAUAUGAAUAAUGGACCCAAGUGUGAAAAAGCCCCUAGAUACUUAUAUUCCCCCUUUGGGAUUGAAAAACGCCGUAUAUUUUUUAUUUCGAUUAUUACAAUAUUUACAAUGUCAAUAGUAAUGUUCACUGUAUAUAAGUUUACUCCAGUUUAUUCUUGGUUACACUCUAUAUUACGGAGGAAAAGUUAUAUUCGAAAUGAUCUAUAUGAAGAAUCACGCGAUUUAAAAAAUAAUGCUAACAUGAAAAAAUUUAAUUCGAAAAACAGUCCAUUGAAUAUACAGUAUUAUUCUUCAGAAAAUACAUAA
Plasmodium vivax (malaria parasite P. vivax) is the source of this 906-nucleotide messenger RNA. Its product is annotated as variable surface protein Vir33, putative. The transcript is spliced from 3 exons. Bases 1 to 906 code for a protein of 301 amino acids. NCBI's taxonomy places the organism in Eukaryota, Apicomplexa, Aconoidasida, Haemosporida, Plasmodiidae. The record is from RefSeq and is a predicted model, not a curated record.